This is a messenger RNA of Scleropages formosus (Asian bonytongue), 1414 nucleotides long. RefSeq names its product mitochondrial carnitine/acylcarnitine carrier protein-like. Bases 258 to 1169 code for a protein of 303 amino acids. Gene Ontology annotation, biological process: mitochondrial transport; carnitine transmembrane transport. Gene Ontology annotation, cellular component: mitochondrial envelope. Gene Ontology annotation, molecular function: O-acyl-L-carnitine transmembrane transporter activity. Lineage: Eukaryota; Metazoa; Chordata; Actinopteri; Osteoglossiformes; Osteoglossidae. The record is from RefSeq and is a predicted model, not a curated record. The transcript has 9 exons.
ACUUUUCCAGUCUGCAUUAGUUUUACUUCCCAUGUACGCGACUGUAAAAUACGGUCGUUAGAGGACGCUGUUUCCCAAAUUACCGAAAUCUUGUCUUGAAAGAAUUUCUUUUAAAAGUAAAAUGGAGGUGAAGAGAAGUUGUGCGAAGAGAAUUGGCCGGAUCGGGGGGUGUUACCUGGAGAUGUGGGAGGCGGCGGUGCUGCGUUAGUCUAUCGGGGCCCAUCGCCGUGUGCCUUUGGCCGCAGGAUCCCUCCGGGAUGGACGAAGCGGAGCUCAGGAAGCCGCCGGUGUCCCCGCUCAAGAACUUCAUUGCCGGUGGGGUCGGCGGAGCGUGUCUUUUAUUCGCCGGACAUCCGCUAGACACGAUUAAGGUCCGUCUUCAAACUCAGCCUAGAGGGACUUGCAAUCAGUAUGUUCUUUACAGUGGCGCUUAUGACUGUUUUCGGAAGACAGUGUCAAAAGAGGGAGUCCUUGGCCUGUACAAAGGCAUGGCCGCCCCAUUGGCAGGCGUGGCUCCUAUGAUGGCCAUCAGCUUCUUUGGCUACGGCUUGGGGAAGCAGCUGCAGCAGCCAGAUCCUAAUACUCCUCUCAGUUACUCUCAGAUUUACCUGGCUGGGAUGCUGGCAGGGGUCUUCACCACAGUGAUUGUGGCUCCAGGAGAAAGGAUUAAGUGUUUACUGCAGGUACAGUCAACGGCAGGACAGCUGAAGUACACUGGGCCCAUGGAUUGCGCUGUCAGGCUUUAUAAAGAGCAGGGUAUUCGCAGUGUCUACAAAGGAACAGUUCUCACACUUAUCAGAGAUGUGCCAUCCAAUGGUUUGUACUUCCUGACAUACGAGUAUGUGAAGAACCUUCUGACUCCUGAAGGUCAAAGCAUGAAUCAGCUCAGCACUCCAAGGAUCCUCUUGGCUGGUGGUACAGCAGGAAUUUUUAACUGGGUGAUUGCCCUUCCUCCAGAUGUACUCAAGUCCAACUUCCAGACAGCUGCAGAGGGUCGGUACAGUGGUCUGUGGGACGUACUCCGACAGCUGGUCCAAGAGGAAGGUAUGCGUGGACUCUAUAAGGGUUUCAAUGCUGUCAUGCUCCGAGCAUUCCCUGCCAAUGCGGCCUGUUUUCUCGGGUUUGAAGUGGCUCUGAAGCUUUUGAACUGGUUGGCUCCAGACUGGUGAUGUUUGUCAUCGUCCACCUUGGAACUUCAGUUUGCAAUUACCAAGGAAAAAAACGGGGAAUCAAUGGGCAUGAAUGUCUUUUAUUUAAUCUGAAAAUAAUUGUUCAUGUUUUAAUCUGAUAUUUAGAUGUAUUUCCAUUUAUUUUUUAUUUCUACCUGUUGUAUACAGCAGUAAUCUGUUUAACUGCAUGCUGCCUCAAGGGAAGAUAUAAUCCAAAAUGGAGAAAAAAAUAUGUACAGGGGAAG